UUUGUUGAUAUAUUCAGGUAAUCGUGUUGAUUGCGAAUUGGGUAUGGUUUGGAGAAACCGUUCUGUUUUAUUAGUUUUGGCUUUUCUGUACAAUAAUAUCGAAAACUGGAUCCGAUUUUACUUUGUUUAUUCUGUGUAAUGCUAUUGCUGAAACAAGAAUGUAAAUCCAGUUUGUGUUCAAGUUGUAUAUCUUAAUAUAUGAAACCAAUAAAGGUGGAUCGUGGGAACAAAAUGUAUUACACUAUAAAUUCAUAGUUCCUCGGUCAUGUGAUGUGUAUCUUAUUUUUUAUCCAGAGUGUUAUCUUUUCACAGAUUGAGAAGUUAGAUGGGGCAUAAUUUAAUGUGUUUCGUAAAUUAACAAUUUGCUAUAUAUUAAGGACCUCGACUUCCAUAUCAAUAAUGCCGAAGUGUUUUGGAAAUACGGGAUUUGCGGUAAUCUGCGCGGCUAUUUAAAAACCAUCGAAGUAACUCAUUGCAGGUAACACAUGUAUUAAGAAAGUGAACAUUGAAUAAACCUAUGCAGAUAACGUUUAUGAUGCUAGGAUCAUACUUUUUAUUCUUACUCAUCUUCGUUAUAAACAUAAUUCACAGCAGUAUCAAUGUAUGUGUCGAUCAUACGAAAUUAAAGACGAUAACCGCUGCAGCAUUGGGACAGGCCAGAUUCAAAGUGUUAAAUAACACAUCACUUAUGAAAUGUAUGAGUGACUGCCUAAGACGUACACGGUGCAAAUCAUUUAAUUAUUACCUACUUACAUCUACGUGUGAAUUAAACGAUAGACAAGCGGUGACUUUAUCUGAACUGAGAACAGAAAGCAGCGUUUUGUAUGGAUCUGCUGUAGAUAUACCACAGAUUAUAGCCGGUGUAUGUGCCAAUCAUCAAUGUACAUUUCCUAGCGAGUGUACUGAACAACGGAAUGGUACUACCUCAUGUGAUAUUGUUGAUUGUGGAAGCCCGCCUGUUAUUUCCAAUUCAACCGCAAUGUUUGAUACCAACAAUAUACCGAUUGAUAUAGACACUAUUUUAUCAUAUACAUGCCACAGUGAUUAUUAUCCUGCUGGAGAACAAAAAUGUCUACCUAAUGGUACUUGGGAAGACUUUAAAUGUAAUUUAAAAGUGAAAACAUGCACGACCAUACAACGAUGUAACCCGAACUAUAUUGACGGUGAAUAUUGGUUUUAUCAUGAACCGACUGGUGGGCGAAUUAAAAUCUUCUGUCAUGGGCUGAAUACGACUAACCCCAAAGAAUAUGUCACCUUACAUGGGAAUGUCAAAUAUUUUACUCAGCAUUAUACUGAUGGUGAUACUGAUGAUUGUAAAUAUGGACGAUCUCUCCCUAACCAUACCUUUGAAUAUUGUGGAAAAACAGCCUUUCAAAAAAUUGGUAUUAAAAAUUAUCAGGAAUUAGAAGUUGAUUUGGAAGAUUUUACAUUUGCAACUCCUGGCUGUACAGAAUUUAGCCCACUAAUGGUGAUUGGUGAUUGCUCUAAAAAGACUGGAUGUACAGAUAGUCCUAGUUCAGAUUUUUUUCAUUUUGAUUUAAGAGACACAGGGUUAUUAAUACCAGCAACGGUUAAAUGGGUAGAUACAGGAAUAGUCGAAGUAAACCUUGUGCAACGGUAUUAUGAAGAUCAAUUUGUUAAAGUUUCGUGUAGAGGCGGUUGUGGAAGUUGUGCCCCUUUGAAUUAUUCCGUGAAAUUAGAAAAAUAUAGCGAAGGCCCAAGCCUUGACCAAGCUACCUUGCCUAUAUGUUAACUUUCUGAUAUGUUUGUGAUUUCAAAGCGGAUAACGAAGACCAAUCCAGAGUUUCAAGCAUAGCAAAUGGUAAAAUACUAUCAAGUUAAAAUGAAAUGAGGUUUAACUUUCUAAUUUUCUGCACCAACUGAGUUGACGAAGGCGAUGUACAUGGUUGAACCAAAUGAUGACAAAUUUAUGGUACCACUAGUGUGUCCAGUAUUCAUAAAUGACAUGUCUGUGAAAUGGAAAACUGAUGGAAAGCAGACAUUACUUUAGUGCUACGUAUCACAAUGAACACAAGUCUACACUGUUAGAAAUAAAUGUUAAUUUACCAUAAGAAUGUGGUAAAAUAUUUACGUAGCUGUAUGUUAUUUUACACAUGUAUGUUUUAUUGCACCAAAAUAGGAGUGAUAGUACAAAUAGUCGUAAAAAAAACCAUAUUAUACAGGUGAUUUUACCGUGAAAUAAUUCAUUUUACAUACGUAACGUCAAAAUACAGUAAUGUUCAGUGUAUUCCAACUAUAGUAAGAUGUACCGUAGCCCAAAUUGGUUGUCGUAAAAAGUUGAAAUCACAGAAAUGUUUUAUUCAAUAGUAAUGAAAGCUAAACUUGAAAUAUUUUUGUUAACAUUUCUCAACACACAACCAAUUAACAGUGAUCGUUGAAGUCCACAACCAAAUAGCAAAUGAUGUUACGACACCCAUCAGGUACACUGUCAGAAAUGUAUGUAAAAUUACAGUACUACAAGGGGUUUUUGUACCUCAAUUAUCGGUAUAUUUUACAACAUAUACUACUUUUACCAAGUCUAAUGUAUUUUUACCGAGUUUCGAGUAUGUUUAUCGAGUUUCAUGUCUCUUUGACAUUAAGUGGCGAUGAAAUCAGACAUAUUCAAAAUCCGGUAAAAAUACAUAUUAUGUAAUAAAAUUGAACUGAAAGUAACGUAGCAAGCUUGUAACUUUACAGAUUUUACGUUUAUUCACAUUAUUAUGUAAUUUACUUUAAGGUAAAAAAUAUAAGUAAAAUGACAGCAGUUAAAGAAUUUGUUUUUACCUUAACAUAUUGAACGGAAAAUAACAUAGCCAGCAUGCCAUUUUACAGACUUAUGUUUAUUCACGUUAUUUUGUAAAUUUACUUAUUCGGUAAAUUUACUUAUUCGGUAAAUUUCUAUCUCUUAUUGUAUUUUAGUAUUCCAUAGAAACGAAACAUUCCUAAUAAUUAUCUUCUUAUGGUAUUCAUUUCAAUUUAUUAACCAUAAUAUGAACAAUUACAUUUUGUAAUUUUGGUAUAUUGCAUGUCAUGUAUAUCUAGUUUCCAUUAUUUAUAAGAUCUAUAAAGUGUAUUGAUAUUUAUCGUACGUUAAUCAGUUUGUAAGUAUUUUCUUAAAUGUUCAAAAAAAAUGUUUUGCCUUUCUAGUCUUAGGUUGUAUUAUCUCGUUUUCAAGUUCGCUUGAAGACGGUUAAUAAAACCGAUUGGCCAGUGUUAGUUGGGCCGGACUGUCUGUAAAGCAUGGUUAUAAUGCCUGCAAAUAGACAGUACCGCGAGCUUACAUCUGAAAGUCUGGAACCAUGCUCUUGUCUACCAAACAGGAUUAUUGAUAUUUAAUAUAUAUCGAAGUGAUAUUAAUACGAAAUAUUUUACACCGGGGCUAUUGGUUGCUAACUCUCAGCAAAAAUUGCUCGAAUUCUGCAUGUAAAAUUACCAAUAUUUAGUAUUUUUAACAAAAGGGUAAAUUAACAGUGUGAUGUAUUUUUGCAAGAAAUGUAAAUUAACAUUGUGAUGUAUUUUUACAAAAAAAAAAAAGUAAAUUAACAUUGUGAUGUAUUUUUACAAGAAAUGUAAAUUAACAUUAUAUGUCCUUCUACAGUAAAAUGUUAAAUAACUAAUGGUGUAAUUUUACCUAUGAUUUAGGGGCAACUUUUGCUGCCCGUAAUUUUAGGGUAAAAUAACCAUAAUAUUUUUAACAGUGUAUAUAAGAUAGAACAUACUCAUAUUUCAUUAUAAUAAUGUUAGGAUUAAUGAAGCAAUCAAGAAUCAUUUGAUCAUCUUAUACUGUUUGGAGGGUAUUCAAAAAAGAAAAAAAAAGGUUAAAAUUUGAUUACUAUUUUACAUGUACUUGAAUCGGGUUGUGCUACACCGAUUAAGUAAAAUCCCUAUCCCCUCCCCACCCGCACACACAUACCUCACAAACACAAGUACACUAUGUGCUAUCAUUCACAUCACAGCGAUAGUUAUUAAAGGGGGCAUUCCAAAAUUGAGUGAUGUGUUUUACCGAUAUCAGGGAAAAGAACAUGUUCGCCGGUUUUAAAAUAAAUAUCGUCUGAAUAAUAGUUAGUAAACAUGUUUGGCCAGGCCCUAGGCCUUGGGCACAAUGGCACACAAGCUGAGAUCGGAAUGUAAACCGAACAGAUAUCAUGUUUUGAAGUAAUAUAUUUCAGAUAAACAUCACUAUUGGUGGUGGUUUGGGGGCGAUUGCUGGCGGGCGAAUGGGGGCAUAUGUACUCCCCCUAAAGCCAAUAUUCACCACACCAAGUCACAUGACCUAUUACCCACUGGUUCCUGCGCUAGUGAAAUCAGCUAUCUUCCGUGGAAAAUACCGUUAAUUUUGAUGAAAAAAAUAUAAAGGUAUUUAACGAUUUCUGAGGCCGCUGUUAGUCUUAAUAAAUCUAUGAAAGUUCUUGAUCUACAAGAUAAUGGUCUGCCCUUCAACUUCUGAGAGUUUGGUAAAAAUACAAAAAAAAACCUUGAUUGUCAGCCAAUUAUCAAACAGCCACCUUUCGUAGAUAUCAGAAAAUAAACCUACC
Patella vulgata (common limpet) is the source of this 4535-nucleotide messenger RNA. RefSeq lists its product as uncharacterized. Gene Ontology annotation, molecular function: metalloendopeptidase activity; zinc ion binding. The record is from RefSeq and is a predicted model, not a curated record. NCBI's taxonomy places the organism in Eukaryota, Metazoa, Mollusca, Gastropoda, Patellidae. The transcript has 9 exons. The coding region runs from base 518 to 1753 and encodes 411 amino acids.